Molecule: messenger RNA, 765 nt
Organism: Epithele typhae
Lineage: Eukaryota; Fungi; Basidiomycota; Agaricomycetes; Polyporales; Epitheliaceae
Exons: 3
Coding region: 1-765 (254 amino acids)
Source: RefSeq, a predicted model, not a curated record
AUGCCUCACUCUAUUAUUACCCUCUACGACAUCCACUCUACUAUCCCUCAACCCUGGGCCCCCAACAUUUGGCGUAUUAGAUUCAUCCUCAAUUACAAACGGCUGCCCUACCACACGCAAUGGAUCGAGUUCUCUGACGUCGAAGCCACGCUGCGCACCCUCGGUGCCAUCCCGACCUCGCAAAAGUCUGACGGGCGCCCCGUCUACACGCUCCCUGUUAUCGUCGACCAAUUGCGGAACCCCGACGCCCCCGUGGUGCUCUCGAAUGUCAACACGAUCGCAGAGUAUCUCGAGGCGACGUAUCCUGCCCGGCCAGUGUACCCCGACGGAUCGCGCGCGCUCCAGACGCUCUUCGCCCACUACGUCCAGGACACCUUCGCCAAGCCUCUCCUUCCCAUCCUCGUCCCGCUCACGCACCAACGCCUCCCGGAACGCAGCCAGGCCCACUUCCGUCAUGAGGGCCGCGGUGGAGGCGCCGCGGGCGGGCAGGGCGAGCUCACCAGCGCCCAGCGCGAGCAGGCAUGGGCCGCAGUCCGGGAGCAGUUCCACUUCCUUGCGGGUAUCCUGGACAGGAACAACUCGGACGGGAACGGCAUCGUCGUUAUGGGGCGCGACGUCUCGUACGCCGACUUUGCCCUGUGCUCCGUGCUGAUCUGGGUCGAAAAGGUUUCUCCCCACGACUGUUGGGCUCGAAUCCGCGAAUGGGACGGUGGCCGCUGGGCCCGUCUGUAUGGUCGCUGCAAAGAGUACAUGGAUGUGUACUGA